AGUCAUAUAUUUCAGACAAGGGUGUUUGCUGUAUUCACGCCAGCACUCCUGUCCAGUGCACGUUAGAAAGAAGAGGAGCAGAGGAGCACUGCCACACAAGUUCAGACUCACCUGUACUCACCUGAAAAGCUACUACACAAAGAUCAGCAUGGCAAACCACGGUCCUGCUUACGGUCUGAGCCGUGAGGUUCAGAGUAAGAUUGAUAAAAAAUACGACCAGGAGCUGGAGGAGAGGCUGGUGGAGUGGAUCGUCGCCCAGUGUGGUGCUGGCGUCGAGCAGCCCGAGCCGGGCAGGGUUGGCUUCCAGAAGUGGCUCAAGGAUGGACGUUUGCUGUGUGAGCUCAUCAACAGCCUGUGCGGAGACAACAAGCCCAUCAGGUCCAUCAAGGCCUCCACUAUGCCGUUUAAGCAGAUGGAGCAGAUCUCCAUGUUCCUCAAAGCUGCGGAAACCUAUGGAGUCGUUAAGACCGACAUGUUCCAGACGGUAGACCUCUUUGAAAGCUCCGACCUGGCUGCUGUCCAGAGGACCCUGAUGUCUCUGGGUAGUUUGGCAGUCACAAAGCACGAUGGGAAUUACAAAGGAGAUCCCAGCUGGUUCCAUAAGAAGUCCCAAGGGAACAGGAGAGACUUCUCAGAGGAGCAGCUGAGCGAGGGCAAAAAUGUCAUCGGCCUGCAAAUGGGCACAAAUAAAGGAGCAUCUCAGGCCGGCAUGACAGGCUACGGACGACCCAGGCAGAUUAUCAACAACCCCUAAACCCGUGCGCUGCUGUAACCCUCCCCCCCGAUACACUCCUCCUCCCUCUGUCCUCCGAAAGGCCAUGUCAGCGGGGAUGAAGCGACUUGGACUCUUACCUUGGCCAUUAGGAGAAAUGUGAUGUGAAUGCUUUCAAGACGAAACUGGACCAAAAACGGGGACCGACGACAACAUGUGCACAUACAAGACGCACACUCCACGUUGAGGAGACACACACUUGUAGAGAGCGUCAACAGUACUGAGUGAUUAGACAAUCCGACAGAGAGUUUAACGUGUGUUUUUACGACUACACUUUUAAUUGUACAUAAUACUUUUAAAAACAUCACUCCAGUUGUUUUGCAUCCUUUAAGUAAUUUCCUUAGAAUCAAAAAGGCUUUUAAUUUCUACAAACCAUGAGAUUUUUUGAUUUCCUACCUUCCUUACAUCCACUGCUUUCAGUUCAUCUCAGUACUCAAGAAAUGCAAUCCCAUACAUUGCUGCAACAUCAUAACGCAGCAACGCUUUCUGUUGGGGCAUUCAGGGACUACCUCAUAUCUUAGAUUUCCAAGUUUUUCAUGUCUGAAACAACAAAAUUUCGUCACAUUUCCACAGGGUUCUUGUUUGUGCUUUGUUAAUCUGCCAGUGUUGCUACGCUUAUAAAAUCAAUUACUGGACGUCAGGAUGUCCUUGAAUGCACCACCAAGGGGAGUUUAGCAAAUGAUAUCUUCUCAUAUGAGCAGGGCCAGACAGCUAUAAUGCUAAACUUAAAUAAAACGAAUGAUAAAGAGUUGUGAACUGGAAUGAACUGAAACAGAUAAGAAGUGUAUUCAUUGCUGUGGUUUACAAUACAUUUAAGUAGAAAAUCUGGAGUUAAUAGUUUACAACAACAGAGAAUUCCACUUGUUUUGGAAAAAUCUGAGUACAUUUUUAAAGUAAAUUCCCGGUUAAGUGAAAAAGUGUGUGUUUCACCUGCUCUGUGCAUUUAGAUCUCAGUUCAUUUCUAAUAAACGUUGGACCUUCUUUUUAGAUUUUAACAUCAAUUGGACGAUAUUAAAAUAAAGUUUGAUUUGACUGUAAA
This is a messenger RNA of Limanda limanda (common dab), 1811 nucleotides long. RefSeq names its product transgelin-like. The record is from RefSeq and is a predicted model, not a curated record. NCBI's taxonomy places the organism in Eukaryota, Metazoa, Chordata, Actinopteri, Pleuronectiformes, Pleuronectidae. Gene Ontology annotation, molecular function: protein binding. The transcript has 5 exons. Bases 149 to 754 code for a protein of 201 amino acids.